AAAAUAUAAUCGAGUAUUCCAUUUUUUGUCACAUGUUAAGAUCAGAUCUCUAUUAGACUAUUACAGAUCACUAAAGAUUUUUUAUGUACAUUAUUAUUAAAAUAUUCGAAUAUCCAUUUCGUCGUUUUCUAGCUACACAUUUUUUUUGUUCGUUUGACUUCAACUCCAAUGCUUUUCUGGGCUCUUCUCUUUGCUUCCGUUCCCAAAAUAUUAUUUCAAAGACAAAGUUCCUCCCGACCCGACAUUAACGACUGUUGUCGUGAAUCAAGAAUCAAAUUUCCUAAGUUAUGAACCCUGAUCCAAUCUCUAAUGGGUUUUUGAAACCUCUUCUUACUGAAGAAGAGAAUGCAAAGAUUGAGGAAGUUAGAAAGCUUCUAGGUCCAUUGCCGGAGAAACUCUGGAGGUUUUGUUCGAAUGAGGCGGUUUUGAGGUAUCUAAGGGCGCGGAACUGGCAUGUCAAGAAAGCUGCUAAGAUGCUUAAAGAAACCUUGAAAUGGAGAGUUCAAUACAAACCUGAAGAAAUAUGUUGGGAGGAAAUAGCUGAUGAAGCAGAGACAGGGAAGAUAUAUAGAUCGAGUUGUGUGGACAAACAAGGACGACCUGUUCUUAUAAUGAGACCAAGUGUUGAGAAUUCAAAGUCGGUGAAAGGCCAGAUUAGAUACCUUGUGUAUUGUAUGGAGAAUGCAAUUCAAAAUUUGCCACAAGGGGAGGAACAAAUGGUGUGGAUGAUCGAUUUCAACGGUUAUAGCUUGGCGAAUGUAUCGUUAAGAACUACAAGAGAAACCGCUCAUGUGUUACAAGAUCAUUACCCAGAAAGAUUAUCUUUGGCUAUUCUUUAUAAUCCACCAAAGUUCUUUGAACCGUUUUGGAAGGUGGCGAGACCCUUCUUAGAGCCGAAGACACGUAACAAAGUCAAAUUUGUUUACUCGGAUGAUCCAAACAUCAAGCAGAUCAUGGAGGAGAACUUCGACAUGGACAAAAUCGAGUCAGCGUUUGGUGGAAACGAUGACUCGGGUUUCGAUAUUAACAAGCAUUCGGAGAGGAUGAAAGAGGACGACAAGAAAAGACUAGCUGUCUUGGAGGAUAUUGCUUCCGCUUCGCUAGACUCACUCAGCUUCUUAUCUGUCUCUGACGGUGCCUCCUCAAACGGUGCUCACCUGGGCUCUGAGGAUGUCUCCGAGGACGAGCAUCAACCUCGUGGUAUGAGUCAGUAAAACGGUUCUAUCCCGUGAUGACUAUAAAAAUAUCUAUAACUUCCAAGCACACAAGGAAAUAUAUAAUUGCACUUUGAGGUUAUGUAUGUUUUCUUUUCCUGUUGGACCGGAGAUUGAUGAGAGGACUUUGAUGACAAGAAACACUAUAUGGUAUACCUUCGAGUUAGGUUAGUUUCGGUUUUUUUCCGGUUCGGGUAAUUCAGUUGGUUGAGUAGUUUGGUUCCAUAAAAUUCAAAUAUGAUUAUAAAUAAAUUACAGUUCGGUCGGAUAUCGGAUGGUGCAGUAUUUAAUUUUUUAACUAACCGAUGUUUUUUGUUUUU
Molecule: messenger RNA, 1534 nt
Organism: Thlaspi arvense
Lineage: Eukaryota; Viridiplantae; Streptophyta; Magnoliopsida; Brassicales; Brassicaceae
Source: the annotation of a GenBank genome assembly